Molecule: messenger RNA, 2925 nt
Organism: Cavenderia fasciculata
Lineage: Eukaryota; Evosea; Eumycetozoa; Acytosteliales; Cavenderiaceae
Exons: 7
Coding region: 1-2925 (974 amino acids)
Source: RefSeq, a predicted model, not a curated record
AUGGAUGCCUAUGUCAUGGCGACUACUGAUGUUCCCAUCAUGCCCGUUCCAUCAGAUACAGUUGGUUAUUUAUACUAUGAAAAAUAUUCAAAUCAAUCAUGUAAUAUUGAUACAGAUAUGACACUUAAAUAUUCGAGGACAGUUGUAACACAAAACUUAUGUGUUUCGGAUGAUGUUGGAUCAAAGGUUAGAGCACUUGGAGGAACCAGUUCAUCGAUCCAGUUAAAUAUGACAGCAUCACUUGAUUGCGUGACGUCAUCUGAUACACGAACCUAUACAACUGGAUGUCCAGUGACACCAGACUCUUAUCAAAUAGUCAAUGCCUUUGCAUCAAAGAGUGCAUAUACUAAAGUGAACCCUACCAUCACAGUCAUUGGAUACAAAGAUAUACUCAUUGAAAACGGAUCGUUUGGAACAGAGCCAGCAUCAGUCUUCGCAUUCAUCUUAUGGUUUAAUUCACAGAUGAUACAGAUUGGAUCAGAUUCCAGUAUUUACAAGAUGAGCAGUCAAAUGGUUGUCUCUAUCGGUGGAUUCCCAGCUGCCACUCCAAUGUACAUUAAAUUAAAGUCCUAUGGUAUGGACUUCUCCGGUGCUCCAAUAGAAAUUAUCUCACAAUCUUUAAUUCAAUUUCCAGAUGUACCAACCAUUUCACAGUUAACUCCAAGUUUAAUAACUACUAGAAGUUUUACAGUCACAUCAACUUUACAAGGUGGAUUUAUCGGAGAGAAUGUUUUUAAAGUAACAACUUCGUAUUUAGGUACCAUUUUUAGUCCGAGUUGUAAUACGACCAAUAUUUGUACAUUGAGUGGGUUCCCACCGGGUGUUGAUGUCAGUCUCACGGUUAGAGUUACCAACAGAGGACGAGCGGCUACUUCUAGUCUUUUAGUUCCCCUCAUGGAACCAAUCACCAAUUUAGAGAUUGACAGUGUAGUUCGCAUUCCAGCUGGUAUGAAUAUUUCUUACUCUCUAUCUGGUGGAAUAGGAACCUACUACCUAAUCUCUAUUACCAAUUUAAGUACCACUGGUGGUAAUCCAGUCACAUUCAAUACAACCAAUUCAUACUUGCUAUACAAUACUACAAUCACUGCCAAUUAUUCAAUCGUCGUUGAUGCUUUCGAUGAUGGAACUCAUCUAUCAACUCAAACUACCUAUGAAUAUAAUUAUAAUUUAAAAAUGGAAAUUCAAAUUAUUGAUAUUAGAACUACAAAAGUAUACUUAUUGCCAAUUGUUAAAGGAGUGAUACCAAACGUUUCAACUAAUUUUACGGUUAGUUUGAAUGGUAUUGCUGAUCCAAUUGAUUAUACCGAUUUUGUAGAGUUUUCGUUAUCUACGCUACCAGACACACUCAACAAAGUUUGUAUGUUUGCAGUUGACGCCAAUCUUAGAAGUUCACCUAGUACAUGUAAAGUUGUCAGUCCCCCAACAUCCAGUAGUAUCCUACUCAAUGGAAUAACAAUUGCAUCCAAUACCUUUAAUAUCAAUGUAACCAUUGUAAAUGAUAUUACAACUUUAUUAUUUCAAUCUUCAUUUAAACUUUAUUCAUUCCCAGGAAUUAUUGAAUUCAAAAAUAUUGUAGAUUAUGAAACUGUUAAUUUAACAUGGGUGGGAAUGGGAGGUAUGCCAGGUAAUAUCACAUACCAAGUAUCUAUAUUCAACCCAAAUGCAACUGGUCCACAACUCGUAUCAAAUGUUGUUUGUAAUGGACUAGGUAUUUCAAAAUGUAGUGUCACUCGACUGACUUCAAAUUCAUACUAUGGUUUCACUCUUAAAAUGUCGUCUGUUCAAUUUGAUCCAAUUGAAUCAACUAUUUAUGUUCAUACCUUAACUUAUCCAAAUAAUUAUACAUGUAUUGAUCAUCAAGGUAUAAAUAAUACAGUUGAAUGUAAUGGAUUUGGUCAAUGUAUAAAUGGUACAUGUUUAUGUGUGAAUAAUAGAAUUGGAAUUUAUUGUGAAACUCCAACAACUGAUCAAGGAGGAAACAGUGGUAAUGGAACCAAUGUAGAUCCAAACCCAUCGGUUCCAGAGAUUGUUAUUACCAACUCGAAUAUAUUCUAUCAAUUUGUAGUCUCUCAAAUCAGAGAGGUCGAUGUUGACGAUCAUGUUAUCACCAACUUGGAUCUAACCACUUUAAAUUGGACUUUAAAAAAUGAAACGACUACUCUUAAUAACUUGGUUACAAGUUUUUGGAAUUAUUCAUCAGUUGCAACCAACACAAGUAUAAAGUAUUUAAAUGCCAUUCAUAUCAACUUUAUACAAAUUAAAUAUCAAGAUGACACAAAUAUUAAUGGAGAAGAAUCAAAGAUACCAUUAACAUUUGCAGGUCAAUUAUUUUAUAUUGAUGUUGGAGCUAUCAAAUAUACAAUUGAAAUUGAUGGUUGGCAUUUUAAUGGUAGAUUAAAUACACUUCAAUUGGUAACAAAUGUAACUCAACCAGAGCAAGUUGAUGAAUGUGGUGAUGGUAGUGGAAGUGUUGACUCUGCCGACUUGGAUAUUCAAUUUAAUGGAAACAUUGUAACAAACUCUACGGAAUUUACAUCAUUCUUUGUUGGAAAGGAUCAAAUGAUUUUGGGUAAAUUAUUGAAUCGUGCACUAUUGGAUGAUAUCCCAAGAAAGAUUGGAUACACAGUUGCACCAUAUACCAACCCAUCCAACCAACAACAGAUGCUCAGUAUUGUAACACUCAUCCCUUACUUUACAUCCAAUGCUGUCAUGGAUCCAGAUCUCUCUCUUUUAAUCAAUGUCGACAGUGGAAAGAAUGAAUGUUCUUCACCGUCGUCCAACACUUGGAAGAUUGCUGUCGGUGUGGUUGUUGGUGGUGUUGCUGCUAUUACCAUUGCUACAGCAUCUAUCAUGUAUUACAGAAAGAAAAUGACCUAUGUAAAGAAUCAAAAAAAGAUGGAAGCAAAAUUAAAAAAUUUCAAUUAG